Aspergillus aculeatus ATCC 16872 is the source of this 774-nucleotide messenger RNA. RefSeq lists its product as uncharacterized. NCBI's taxonomy places the organism in Eukaryota, Fungi, Ascomycota, Eurotiomycetes, Eurotiales, Aspergillaceae. The record is from RefSeq and is a predicted model, not a curated record. The transcript is spliced from 3 exons. Bases 44 to 484 code for a protein of 146 amino acids.
AGCAUAGCAGCAGCAGAAUACCGGUUCUCAAACGACCUUUCACAUGAAGACCCAAAAUCGGCCGAACAGGCAAUGCUGUAAUCCAGAUGUUACUGAGAAGGAAGACCACCGCCACAUCGCACCAGAAGAUGAGCUGGUAUAUGCAUGCGCCUUGUGUGGCCUUGAGCUCAAACCAGAACCGCCCGAUCGGAUGGCACUGGAAGAUGGCCACGAAGAUGAAAACGACGGUGAUCACUACGAUCACCGCGAUGGUGAUGGUGAUGAUGGUUCGCAUGUGUUGGAAGACCUGGCGGUACAGAAAAAGGAUCGACAGUUUCACCAACGCAGCGGAGGUGAUGUAGAGGACCUGCACGGCGAGUUGGAUCUAGGGACGGUGGUGUCAGCUGUGCAAGAUCUUCUCCGCGUGUGCUCGAACCUUUCCAAGGGCAUCAUAAUCAAUCCCCCCUUCCUCGCUUGUCCGGCCAAUGCCUCGCAGAACCCCUAAGAUAAUAGUCGCAAGCAUCCCCGCACAGGUUACUAUGGCCCCGAGACCACACAGAUCUUCGGCUAUGCUCGACUUUGACAGCCCACAAUGAAUGGCGAGUUUGAGCGAUGUCAUGACCAGGGCGACAUAGAAUAUACAUGCUGAAAAGACUAUGAGACUUAAUCCGUAGCCAGAUAGGCUUGAGUGCUGAGUGAAGUCAGUAGACCGAACGCUACUGCUUCAACAAUAGCAGAGGUAUUUACCUCGUCCAUUGAAAAGAUUAUAUUAAAAGGGGUCUAGCAAUGACUGCG